AUGCCGAAAGACCGCCUCCAGGAUUUCAAGUUGAAAACGCAGAAGCAGCCCCGUUAUCCGUCAGGUGCACACCCCAAUCACUCCAGCAGACCCUGCGCACCCGAGUCACUCCAGCAGACCCUGCGCACCCCAGUCCCUCCGGCAGACCCUGCGCACCCCAGUCACUCCAGCAGACCCUGCGCACCCCAGUCACUCCAGCAGACCCUGCACACCCGAGUCCCUCCAGCAGACCCUGCGCACCCGAGUCACUCCAGCAGACAUGCGCACCCCAGUCACUCCAGCAGACCCUGCGCACCCCAGUCCCUCCGGCAGACCCUGCGCACCCCAGUCCCUCCGGCAGACCCUGCGCACCCCAGUCCCUCCGGCAGACCCUGCGCACCCCGGUCACUCCGGCAGACCCUGCGCACCCCGGUCACUCCAGCAGACCCUGCACACCCGAGUCCCUCCAGCAGACCCUGCGCACCCCGGUCACUCCGGCAGACCCUGCGCACCCCGGUCACUCCAGCAGACCCUGCACACCCGAGUCCCUCCAGCAGACCCUGCGCACCCCGGUCACUCCGGCAGACCCUGCGCACCCCGGUCACUCCAGCAGACCCUGCACACCCGAGUCCCUCCGGCAGACCCUGCGCACCCCGGUCACUCCGGCAGACCCUGCGCACCCCGGUCACUCCGGCAGACCCUGCGCACCCCGGUCACUCCGGCAGACCCUGCGCACCCCGGUCACUCCGGCAGACCCUGCGCACCCGAGUCACUCCGGCAGACCCUGCACACCCGAGUCCCUCCGGCAGACCCUGCACACCCCAGUCCCUCCGGCAGACCCUGCGCACCCGAGUCACUCCGGCAGACCCUGCGCACCCCGGUCCCUCCGGCAGACCCUGCGCACCCCGGUCCCUCCGGCAGACCCUGCACACCCGAGUCACUCCGGCAGACCCUGCGCACCCCAGUCACUCCGGCAGACCCUGCGCACCCCAGUCCCUCCGGCAGACCCUGCGCACCCCAGUCCCUCCGGCAGACCCUGCGCACCCGAGUCACUCCGGCAGACCCUGCGCACCCCAGUCCCUCCGGCAGACCCUGCACACCCGAGUCGCUCCAGCAGACCCUGCGCACCCCGGUCACUCCGGCAGACCCUGCACACCCGAGUCGCUCCAGCAGACCCUGCGCACCCCAGUCACUCCGGCAGACCCUGCGCACCCCAGUCCCUCCGGCAGACCCUGCGCACCCGAGUCACUCCGGCAGACCCUGCACACCCGAGUCACUCCAGCAGACAUGCGCACCCCAGUCACUCCAGCAGACCCUGCACACCCGAGUCACUCCAGGCAUCCUAGCUAA
Molecule: messenger RNA, 1329 nt
Organism: Sus scrofa (pig)
Lineage: Eukaryota; Metazoa; Chordata; Mammalia; Artiodactyla; Suidae
Source: RefSeq, a predicted model, not a curated record